Molecule: messenger RNA, 1020 nt
Organism: Caenorhabditis elegans
Lineage: Eukaryota; Metazoa; Nematoda; Chromadorea; Rhabditida; Rhabditidae
Gene: F45E6.1
Product: Serpentine Receptor, class Z
Exons: 6
Coding region: 1-912 (303 amino acids)
Source: RefSeq, marked reviewed
AUGAGUUCUAGCAACUCAAGUGCUCAGCAAGAUGCUGAGCAUGAAUUAGAUUUCACAGUUUCAUGUAUUGGUGUUGUACCAUUUGUUUUAGUCGUCUGGUUGUACUACAUGACAAAAAGGACUGACGACAAAAGAUCAUAUUAUGCGAUUCAUUUCAAUCUGGUGACAUUAAGCUCUGUUCACAUUGUUGGAUCGUUUAUAGUUUUGAUGAUACUUUUGAUAAUAAGAGUAACCGACGGGUUCACUGGAAAAUCUGAAUGGAUUCGUUUUUUAUACAAGCUGUUCACAAAUUUACUAAUUCAUGGAUCUCUAAUUGUUGCAACAAUAUUUUACUACCUUAUCUUCAUUUCCUCCAUGCAAAGAUUCAUGCUUCUUACUAUUGAAAAACUCGGAAGAAAGCUGAUGACGGGAGCCAGAUUGACAUUCAACAUGACAAUGUUGUACUUUGUUGCAAUCAUUUCUGCAAUUAACAAAAUAUUUGCUUCAAACAAGAUUCCAUGGCUUGAGAUGAUCACGAUGGUUUUGUCUCUUAUUAUGCUUUUGCUGAGCAUCAUAAUAAUACGCCACAUCGAUAAAAGAUCCAGAUCGGGGAUGUCUGCGCACGUUACUGUAUUGCUGCAAACAGUGCCAAUUGCUAUUUUACUAAUGGUCUUCACAGUUGCAAAGUUUUAUGUGUUGACAAGUGGACAAACGAACAUCAAUCUCAUCACAUUCCAGUCGUUCAUGACGUUUUCUAUAUCAUUCAUGACACCUAUAUUUUUGAUCAUUGGUAGUCUCAACAAACGAAAAGUGGCUGUUGCUAUCUUAACAUGUCAACGCGGCACACGAAUUAUUGGAGGAGAAGUUUAUACAGCGGAAAGGUCUCCUGCAACAAUGUCUCAUGUUGUCAGUAUGGUGCCAACAAGGAUUUGAUAUUUUUUUUAUGAACGCAUUAAAAUCACAAAGUGUAAAUAUGUUUGAAUUUUUCUUGUAAAAUAUGUGGUUCAACCAUUAUUAGAUAUUUUUAAUAAAGUUUAUUUU